Molecule: messenger RNA, 2790 nt
Organism: Lentinula edodes (shiitake mushroom)
Lineage: Eukaryota; Fungi; Basidiomycota; Agaricomycetes; Agaricales; Omphalotaceae
Exons: 5
Coding region: 1-2790 (929 amino acids)
Biological process (GO): protein phosphorylation
Molecular function (GO): protein kinase activity; ATP binding
Source: RefSeq, a predicted model, not a curated record
AUGGAAGCCUCAUCUGACACCAAACCAGCUACCCCGACUUCGCUUCCUCAGCAGAAACAGCCUGAUGCUCCACCUAUCGUCGGGAGCACUCCUGAGAGUAACGGAGCUGCUCAUCCCACCCAAGAUGAUGCUCCGCAGCGUACUUCGGCUCUGACCAAGUUUCUCGAAGAUGAUGCUAACGAGAGGGUCGUAUUAUCUCUCGAUGAAUUUGUGACCCUCAUUCUCGAUCUUCCAGCUGAAUGGAAGAUCAAAGAGGAUUUCAGCCUGCUGCCGGAAACCAAAGCAGUAACAGAGGCGUUCGAAGCAUAUUUAAAGGUUGUGAUAAAAAUAGCGGAGGGUACAAGAAAGAAGUGGAAGAAUGCGGCAACGAACGAGCUCACAAAAGUCUUGGAUACGUUGAAAGGUGGGGAGGGACUUGGACAGUUAAGCAGAGAGAUUGACGAGGAGGUCUUCCGUGUUGAAGAGCCUCACCUAGUAUUGGAUUCACUGUUGAAGAGAAAGCCAGGCUUGGGUGGAAUAUACAGUCAGGUGUUAGAACUCACAGAGAACAAGAAACUCUCAACAUACCUCGCAGAGAAAAACAUUUUCGGGGUUUUCUGGUGGCUCCUCCUCUUGUUUGCAGAGGUCAAGCUCAGGAAAGGUUGUGCCGAACAAGAUAUUCAGAACGAAAAGUUCGGAACAGCCAUGGAUGAAUCAUCCCAUUCAUUGGUCAUUGAAGCAUUGCGGCCUAAUUCGACGGUCGCUCCGCAAGCAUUACCAAGCCCUUCAAAUCUCCGUCUUUUAGGAAAACGUCCGUCACAUCCCAAAUCGAAAAAGCGGCUGAGGUCAAAUGAAGAACUGGAUUCGACAAUCAUCCAACCGAAUAAGAAGUUUAAAUCUCACUCAACGUCCUGGUCACAGUCAGGAGCCUUGGAGACAUCUGAGAAAUUAUCGAAGAGAAAAGUUAAGCACCCGGGUCCUUCGCUCAGCAUGCACCUGGAUCAAUUGCCCGCCAUCGACUUCCAAUGCGACGCUUCUGCGCCUCUUCCAUCAACUCCAUCCACUCCUACAGCCACCAGCUUUGAGUGCAAGGAUAGACCUCGAGUGACCAUUCAUUGUAAAAAUGAAACGAAAACGGUAGAGAUCGCGACGUUGCAGGAAGCAAGAGCGGAAGGAAUGACAAGAGCAGAGCAGAAUGUAAUCCAGACACAGGGUCAACACCCAACAAAAUGUGCGACAGAGAUGAUUCCGACUGAAUCCAUGGAUCACAAUUUUAGUUCCGCGCAUUAUCGUGGUUCAGAGGUCGAGAGCGAGCACAACAAUGAGUGGAAGAAACUCGUUUUGGCCAUGAUCUUCCAGCUCAAGAAUUUGCCUACGGAAAAACUUGUGUUUGUUCCUACGUUGGUUCUCAAUGGCUUCGAUUACCUUCGGGACCCAGAGCAGUUCUUACAAGAGUUUGCUGACGAUCCGCAAGGCUUGAUCGACACUGUCUACUCCUUCAAAGAAAUUGACGGUCGCACGCGGCAAGUUAUCAUCAAAUCAGUCCUCUAUCACGCGAAGGAUAUCGUUGGCUUGCGCUCGAUUAUUGUCGACGUAGAAUGCCUCUGCACAAAACCUGGCUGUGAAUGGCAUGGGAAUGGGAGAAAGGUUGUGAAGAUCAGUUAUAUGUCCACGACUCGGACAUCGGAACCACGACUUAUCAAGGAGGUCAGAUUGAAAGCAGAGUCCACCAGCGAACUCUGGGCACUCAACCAUCUUCCAAAUCCAAUUCACUCACUCACUCUACUCCCCAAUAGAAGGAAAGCGUCUCAUAGACGCUUGAAAAAAAAUCUCAAGGAGAAAUAUAAAGAACGAGCGAUGCAUGUCACAGUUCUCGAGCAACUUUAUCCGCUUUCUGAGUUGGAAGAUCCGCGAGAUUUCGCGCAAGUGUUUUACGACAUACUACAAAGUACGCCGCCAAUCUUUGAUUUAAUGUAUCCUCAUCAUCUCACUGGCCCUUGCGCGUUAAUCUACAUAGCUCAUCAAUGGCUUUAUGAAUGUGGUGGAAUUCUCCAUCGUGAUCUCAGCUCGGGCAACAUCAUGUUCAGACGCAAAGAUGGCAAGAUUUAUGGUGUCUUGAAUGAUUUCGACCUCUCUUCUCGCGUCGAAGACGUGGACAACGGCGACAUCCGUACAGGUACCAGACCAUUCAUGUCUCUUGAUCUGCUGAAUUCCUACUGGGAGGGUGGUCACCUUUAUCGUCACGAUCUAGAGUCGUUGUUUUACAUCAUACUCUGUUCCAGCAUCGUUCUUCUCGAUACGUAUCCAACACCGAUCUACGUUACUUCACAGCCGAUUGCACUCCAGGAUGCACCAAUCCGCUAUCUUUCUACUCAUCAAGUCGAUCAUACAAUCUCAUCGUUGGCUGAACGCUUCUCGCCUCCAAAUUUUGUGCAUUCCACAACCUCGGUUGCUCUUAUGUCCUAUGUAGCAUCAACACCCCAGACAACGUCGCGUCCCGACUUGAAAGCAACGCUCCUACUUUUGCCUUUCCCGAGGAUCCCAACGUCUGUUCCAAAAAUUCUUGGACGGUCCGAUUUCUCUCACCUCACUGAGGACGAGUAUCAAUGGUCUGAAGUUAUGAUGAAUAUCAUACAGAAGCUGUUAUUCGUCGCGGUUGGAGAGAAGCCUGAUGUUUGGCACACACCAUUGAACAGUAGCAGUAGUAAAUCGUCAGUCAAUGUCUUCGUCAAAGCACAAAAUUUCCGUAUUCGUUCUAGUCAAGCAAAGCCUUUUUAUCAAAGCUUUGAACACAACCUCAACGCGUCGUAA